AUGGUUCAGGAUCGUAAUGACUUGUUAAGAGCUACAUUUGUGGCUGAGAACUGUGGGAACAAGUUUUCAUCAGAUGUAGAUCAGCCGAUGCACAAAGAAAGACUUGAGGAGGAGUUACAACAAGAAGGAGAAGCAUUGAAACGUUUUGUAUGUAAUCUAGUGAGACAUAUGAGAGUUCAUAAAAAGGAGAAUCCAUAUAACUGUGAGAUUUUCAACAAAGGAAUAUCUGAGAAAGGUCAUCUAUUAAUGCAUAUGAGAGUGCAUACAAAGGAGAAGUCAUACAGUUGUGAUAUCUGCAACAAGACCUUCUCACGGAAAGCUCAUGUAGUGAGCCAUAUGAAAGUACAUACAAAGGAGAAACCAUACAGAUGUGAUAUCUGCAACAAGGCCUUCUCACAGAAAACUAGUCUAGUGAACCAUAUAAGGUUACAUACAAAGGAGAAGCCAUACAGCUGUGAUAUUUGCAAUAAAGCCUUCUCACGGAAAAAUAAACUAGUCAAUCAUAUGAGAGAACAUACAAAGGACACGCCAUAA
Molecule: messenger RNA, 534 nt
Organism: Penaeus monodon (black tiger shrimp)
Lineage: Eukaryota; Metazoa; Arthropoda; Malacostraca; Decapoda; Penaeidae
Product: zinc finger and SCAN domain-containing protein 22-like
Exons: 2
Coding region: 1-534 (177 amino acids)
Biological process (GO): regulation of transcription by RNA polymerase II
Cellular component (GO): transcription regulator complex; PcG protein complex
Molecular function (GO): DNA-binding transcription factor activity, RNA polymerase II-specific; RNA polymerase II cis-regulatory region sequence-specific DNA binding
Source: RefSeq, a predicted model, not a curated record